AGAUCGUUUCACUUCGUGAUUGGGUACGUGUUUGAUAACGGAUCACAGAAGCCGUUAAAUGUAUCAAAGACAUAUUGCGACGUAUGUAGCAGGCGUGUAUUGAUACUGUGUCUACGCUAUUCCGUAAGCGUUUGGUAUUAAAGGUUCUGUUAAUGAAAUCUGGACAUUCAAGAUGAUUUCUGAUUAUAUUCAAGGCGUUUUAAAUGCAUCUCCUCACUCACUGACUAUCACUGUGAUAGCUUUGUUAUUAGGCUUCAUCUACUACAUCACGAGGGACAGAGGGUUACCACCAGGUCCCGCUGGAGUGCCAGUAUUGGGUAUUUAUCCAUUUUUGAAGGGCGAUAAUUUGCAUCUGCAGCUGGAUAAAUACGUAAAGAAAUAUGGAGACAUCUGCAGCUUCCGAGUGGCUGGUAAGCUGUUUAUCAGCUUGGGAAGUCUGAAGGUCAUACGCGAAGCCCAUGUUACUAAUUCGGAGUCCUUUGGCGGCAGAUACACCGAUCUCCACACGCUGAGUGCCUUAUUUGGUGAUGGUGUCCUCUUUAGCAACGGGGAAGCAUGGAGGACUCUUCGAAAAUUCUUUCUUAAUGCCUUCAAAGACAUUGGUUUGAAAACCAUGAAAGAGAAUGUGACAGGACCAGUGUACGAUACCAUCGAUUCCACCAUCAGAGAUCUGCAUAGGCUGAAGGGAAAACCUGUGGAUAUAGUUGAGAUGGUGAAUGCCCAAUUCCUGAACACAGCGCGUUGCACAUUCUUCGGGGAAGAUGGCAUCUCCAUAGAGCAGUAUCGUAAAUAUCUUGAACAUUACGCGAUUGCGGCUGAAAGUUUACUUAAAACUAACGCUCUUCUUUAUGGAACUAUACCAAAGUAUUUCAUCUUUCCCUUCAAUUCUGAUUAUCAUGCAUCCGUUGCCAGCCAGAAGCAGAUGGAAGCUAUCUUACUCCAAGUCAUAGACCAGCACGAGAAGACUUUGGAUGAAAAUCACAACCGGAACAUAAUCGAUGCUUAUUUGAAAGAACGAAAUGAGCGACGGCGGAAGGGCGAUCCCACUGCUGAGCACUUCACAAAAAAAGCUUUGGCUGGCUCACUUGCUCAGUUUGCCGGAGACGGUCACCAUGCUGUCAUGAUAUUUGUUGGAAGACUGUUUCUGACACUGGUACAGCAUCCAGAAGUGCAGGAAAAGAUAUACCAAGAACUGUUGGAUGUUGUUGGCCCUGAUAGGAAUCCAAGUUUAGAAGAUAAAAGCAAUUUACCUUAUGCGAACGCAUUCAUGAGCGAACUUUCAAGAACAGCUCAAGUAUUAACCUUCUUUCCAAGUCUUUUAUGCACAAAGGAAACAAGUUUAAGAGGUUAUAGGAUUCCCAAAGGAUCCAUAACUUUGCUCAAUUUCUGGUCAGCUCACCAUGAUCCUGAAAUCUUUGAAGAUCCGUAUAAGUUUGAUCCAUCGAGAUAUUUAGCCUCUUCAGGGAAACCUAGAGCAGAACUUCCAGUUACUUUUGGAAUAGGUAAACGUUCGUGUAUAGGAGAAUCAUACACUAUGACUCUAGUUUUUCUUUAUUUGAUAACUAUAGUAAAAAACUUUCGCUUGUCUUUCGCUAAAGGAGUAGAGUAUUCAGUGUCUGGAUACACGCUGAAGUUAGAAAUAAUCGCAACUCCAAGGUAAUCAAAAAACUACACAUUCCAAUAAAACUGCGAAUUCCAAGAUUUUACUGUAAUUUAAAACAUUGAUUUCUGUUUUGUCUGCAGAAAUUCCUGCGCAUUUAUGUACUAAUAAAAUUCUGAUUUUUCAUGAUUU
Messenger RNA from Stegodyphus dumicola, 1792 nucleotides. Its product is annotated as cytochrome P450 2B11-like. NCBI's taxonomy places the organism in Eukaryota, Metazoa, Arthropoda, Arachnida, Araneae, Eresidae. The record is from RefSeq and is a predicted model, not a curated record. Gene Ontology annotation, cellular component: cytoplasm; intracellular membrane-bounded organelle. Gene Ontology annotation, molecular function: heme binding; iron ion binding; steroid hydroxylase activity. Gene Ontology annotation, biological process: xenobiotic metabolic process.